AUGGGAGGAACGGGGAGAGGAACGGUGAAAGGAUAUGGGAAAGAGGAUAUCAAUCGGAUCUGCGAUGUGGUGUUGAGAUAUCUCAACAUGUCCAGAAUGGAAACAAAGGAAAAUCAUCAAGAUUCGGAAGCCGAUCUGAGGGCUCAAUUUACCACAAGUUUGAUCAAACCCUCGAAGGCACACUCAGUUUCUUUACGUGAGGAACAAGGACCUAGUGAGUUGGAUAGGGUUUCUGAGGAAGGUAAAAAUUUGGGGGUGGACUCUGGUUUGGGUGUAGAGGGAACUAUGGUUGACAAUACGAGGAAGGAGAAUGAGGAAGAGUUCUUGGAUGGUAUACAACAAGUUUCGGAUGGGGAUUUUGAUGGGGAUACUAAGAUGCAUGAGUUUGCAUCCGAUGUUCUAGAAGAGGAAAAUGAGGUAGAGGAGAGGGAAGGGAAAAAUAAUAGCACUGAUGAGGCAGCAAAGCGACAUGGCUUGCGUAGAAAGCCUACUAAGGCGACUAUGGCUGCAGGGGCUUCCAACAAAUUGAAGAUGGCUCAGAUGCUGGCUAACAAACUUCCGGUGACUAAGGCAGGGAUGCGUCAUGGUGAUCACACCAAGCAGGCGGAGGAUAAGGGUCCAUUAAACCGAAAAUAA
This is a messenger RNA of Eruca vesicaria subsp. sativa (arugula), 636 nucleotides long. NCBI's taxonomy places the organism in Eukaryota, Viridiplantae, Streptophyta, Magnoliopsida, Brassicales, Brassicaceae. The record is from the annotation of a GenBank genome assembly.